Molecule: messenger RNA, 2046 nt
Organism: Prosopis cineraria
Lineage: Eukaryota; Viridiplantae; Streptophyta; Magnoliopsida; Fabales; Fabaceae
Product: laccase-17-like
Exons: 6
Coding region: 45-1808 (587 amino acids)
Biological process (GO): lignin catabolic process
Cellular component (GO): apoplast
Molecular function (GO): copper ion binding; hydroquinone:oxygen oxidoreductase activity
Source: RefSeq, a predicted model, not a curated record
UGUAAGUACUUCACAACAAGAAGAUUCAGAAGAGAAAAGGAAGCAUGGGUUUUGCUUCUGCUUAUCUUCCCUCAAGCAGCUUCUUCAAGGUGAUCACUUUCCUUGUUUUCUGUGCUAUGUGGAUGUUGCCUCAUAUGACUCUGGCAAAGCAUGCUAGAGUAACCAGACACUACAAGUUCAACAUCAAAUUGCAAAACGUCACAAGGCUUUGCCAGACAAAGAGCAUUGUGACUGUCAAUGGGCAAUUCCCUGGGCCAAGAAUCGUAGCAAGAGAAGGAGAUAGGCUCGUCAUUAAAGUGGUGAACCAUGUUCAGUACAAUGUCUCCAUCCAUUGGCACGGAGUUCGGCAAUUGAAGAGUGGAUGGGCAGAUGGGCCUGCAUAUAUCACACAGUGCCCAAUCCAAACAGGGCAAUCAUAUCUAUACAACUUCACUGUGACAGGCCAAAGGGGCACAUUGUGGUGGCAUGCUCAUAUUUCAUGGCUAAGAGCGACACUUUAUGGUCCCAUUGUCAUUCUUCCCAAAAGACACGACUCUUACCCUUUCCCUCAUCCUUUCAAGGAAGUCCCCAUCGUAUUGGGGGACUGGUGGAAAGCAGACACAGAGACUGUGAUCAACCAGGCAAUGCAAACAGGUUCAGCUCCUAAUAUAUCUGAUGCUCACACCAUUAAUGGCCUCCCAGGUCCUCUCUACAACUGCUCGGCAAAAGAUACGUUUAAGCUGAAGGUGAAGCCUGGGAAAACUUACCUGUUACGUCUGAUAAAUGCUGCACUGAAUGAUGAGAUGUUCUUCAGCAUAGCGAACCACACACUCACUGUGGUGGAAGCUGAUGCUGUGUACGUGAAGCCUUUCAAGACCAACAUUUUGUUAAUCACGCCAGGCCAAACCACCAACGUCCUUCUCACUGCCAAAUCUAGACAUCCAAACGCGUCCUUCGUCAUCGCCGCCAGGCCUUACGCCACCGGUCCAGCCGCCUUCGACAACACCACCACCACGGGCUUACUCGAGUACAAGACCAAAGCUUCACUCUCAAAACCCAACACUAAGCUUCCUCUGCUCAAACCGGUACUUCCUAAAUUCAACGACACCGUCUUCGCAAUGAAAUUCAACAAAAAAGUCCGAAGCUUGAACAGUGCGAAAUUCCCAGCAAAAGUACCAAAAACUGUUGACAGACGCUUCUUCUUCACCGUGGGAUUGGGGAUUUUGCCUUGCUCGAAGAACCAGAAUUGCCAGGGACCCAAUAAUACCAACGUAAGAGUAGCAGCUUCGAUUAACAACAUUUCGUUCGUGAUGCCAAGCACGGCCUUGCUUCAAGCCCACUUCUUCAACAAAGCCAAAGGGGUAUUCACGACUGAUUUUCCGACGAAUCCACCGUUUAAAUUCAACUACACAGGAACCCCACCAAGUAACAUCAUGGCGACGAGCGGGACAAAGGUGGUGGUUUUGCCGUACAACACAAGUGUUGAGUUGGUUCUACAAGAUACGAGCAUCAUCGGAGCAGAGAGCCACCCGCUUCACCUUCACGGGUUCAACUUCUUCAUCGUGGGUCAAGGAAACGGGAACUUCGACCCGAGAAAUGACCCGAAGAAAUUCAAUCUGGUUGACCCGAUCGAGAGGAACACUGCGGGUGUACCUUCCGGAGGUUGGGUUGCUCUGCGAUUUCUUGCAGACAAUCCUGGUGUGUGGUUCAUGCACUGCCACCUUGAAGUUCAUACGAGUUGGGGUUUGAAGAUGGCUUGGAUUGUGCAAGACGGGAAGCAACGCAAUCAUAAGCUGCCUCCUCCACCUUCCGAUCUUCCCAAGUGUUAGGACCAAACUGUCACCGUUGAUCUUAUUUCUCUCUAUUUUUUUGGCCUUAGAAAUAUUUGUGAGUUUUAUUAUUAUAAUUAUUAUUAUUUUGUUCCCAUUCUUUAAUUUUCUAUGAAGUGUAGUGUAACAGUGUGAGUUUAGGUUCUUACACAAUCAGUCCAAAUGAGAUAAGAAAUGAAGUAGAGUGAGAGUUUCAUUGUAGGGUUCACUAUUCAAUAAAAUACAUUGGUGAAUGUAA